AUGGCGCCUUCAUUUGCUGGCAUGUCGGGGAAGCCCCUGUCCCUGACUGUGUCCACCGUUGCUACCAUGGGUUUCUUGCUGUUCGGUUAUGACCAGGGUGUCAUGUCCGGUAUUAUCAGUGACGAGGCUUUCAACAACGUGUUCACUGCUACCAAGGAUGAUUCGGUUAUGCAGGCCCUUGUCACGGCCGUCUACGAGCUCGGAUGUUUGGUUGGUGCACUGUUCGCCUUGGUGUACGGUGACUCGACCGGUCGUCGCCUGAUGAUCUUGUCUGGUGCCGUUGUUAUGAUCAUUGGUGUCAUCAUCCAGGUCACUUCCUUCCAGGACCACAUCCCCCUUCUUCAGUUCUUCAUCGGUCGUGUUAUCACUGGUAUCGGUAACGGAAUGAACACUUCCACCAUCCCGACCUACCAGGCCGAGUGCUCCCGUACCAGCAACCGUGGUCUGCUCAUCUGUAUCGAAGGUGGUGUGAUUGCCAUCGGUACUGCGAUUGCCUACUGGAUCGAUUUCGGUGCUCACUACGGCCCCGAUGACCUCGUCUGGCGAUUCCCCAUCGCUUUCCAGAUCAUCUUCGGUAUCAUCAUUAUCGUCGGAAUGUACUACCUUCCCGACUCGCCCCGUUACCUGAUCUCCAAGGACCGUAUCCAGGAGGGUGAAUAUGUUCUUGCCGCCCUUGGUGGCUGGGAGGUGGACAGCCACGAGACCCAGAUGCAGAAGACUCUUGUCAUCGACUCGAUCAGAGCUUCCGGUGCCGCCGAGAAGACUAAGUUCAGUGAUUUGCUUACUGGUGGACGCUCCCAGCACCUUCGCAGAAUGCUUGUCGGUUCUUCUUCCCAGAUCUUCCAGCAGCUUUCUGGUUGCAACGCUGUCAUCUACUACCUCCCCGUGCUGCUCAAGGAUAUCGGUCAGGACGAUGACAUGUCUCUGCUGAUCGGUGGUAUCAACAUGAUUGUGUACGCCAUCUUCGCCACUUUCUCCUGGUUCUUCAUUGAGAAGAUCGGUCGCCGCAAGCUCUUCCUGGGUGGCUCUUUCGUCCAGGCUAUUGCCAUGGUUAUUACCUUCGCCUGCUUGAUCCCCGGUGACAACGAGACUGCUAAGGGUGCCGUGUUCGGUCUCUUCCUGUACAUGGCUGCCUUCGGUGCCGCUUGGCUGCCUCUGCCUUGGUUGUACCCUGCCGAGCUGUCCCCCAUCAAGACCCGUGCCAAGGCCAACGCCGUCUCGACCUGCAGCAACUGGCUGUUCAACUUCGCUGUCGUCAUGUGGACUCCUCCUAUGAUCGCUUCUAUUAGCUGGGGUACUUACCUCUUCUUCGCUGCCCUGAACGCUCUGUUCAUUCCUGUCGUCUACUUCUUUUACCCCGAGACCGCCAACCGAUCCCUGGAAGAGAUCGAUAUCAUCUUCGCCAAGGGAUACACCGAGAACAUCAGCUAUGUCACCGCCGCUCACCAGCUGCCCAAGCUCUCCGACGAGGAGAUCGAGGCCAAGGCCAACGAGUACGGCUUCGGUGCCGGUCACGCCGAGGACCCCGAGAAGGCUGCUGCCGAUUACUCUCCUUCCGAGUAA
This is a messenger RNA of Aspergillus steynii IBT 23096, 1563 nucleotides long. RefSeq names its product putative MFS monosaccharide transporter. The transcript is spliced from 4 exons. Gene Ontology annotation, cellular component: membrane. Bases 1 to 1563 code for a protein of 520 amino acids. Gene Ontology annotation, molecular function: carbohydrate:proton symporter activity. Gene Ontology annotation, biological process: carbohydrate transport; transmembrane transport. NCBI's taxonomy places the organism in Eukaryota, Fungi, Ascomycota, Eurotiomycetes, Eurotiales, Aspergillaceae. The record is from RefSeq and is a predicted model, not a curated record.